Messenger RNA from Rhipicephalus microplus (southern cattle tick), 2634 nucleotides. RefSeq lists its product as uncharacterized. NCBI's taxonomy places the organism in Eukaryota, Metazoa, Arthropoda, Arachnida, Ixodida, Ixodidae. The record is from RefSeq and is a predicted model, not a curated record.
AUGGUGACUCUCCUCCCUCUUAGGAAGCAGGACUCAUCCAUACACAUUCUUAACAUCUACAGUUCGCCCAAACUGCCCAACAUAACAUACGCCGACAUCUUUAGCAAAGCUCACACGGUGGCAGGCAAAGAACCACUAGUCAUAGUAGGCGAUUUCAAUGCCCCCAGCUCUCACUGGGGUUAUCGUCGGGAGGAACGACGUGGUCGGAAAUUGGCGGAACUCAUUUCCACCAUGGGCCUAACCACCCUGACGGACCCCACACACCCAACCCGCAUUGGAAACUCUGUUACCCGAGACCCAUGUCCCGAUCUCACACUCACCAAAAACAUCAAACACGCAGAUUGGCUCAAUACCGAGGAAACCCUCGGUAGUGACCACUGCAUUGUCAUUACCACAAUCCGGACACACCCCCUUACUCGUCCCCACCACCAAGCGAAACUUCCAGACUGGACCAAAUUUCGCUUGGUAUACUCUAAUCCGACCCCCACAGCUCACCAAGGAUACUACACUUGGUCCCAACAUCUCGUAAACUCACUCCACAAAAUCGAGCAGACGGUUCAACUUUCAGAGGCCACGCCGGCGGUAGACAACCACCUCCUGCAUCUCUGGGAGGCUCGGCACAGCCUAGUGCACCGAUGGCGCCGACAGAAACACAACCGACAGCUCAAAAUCCGCAUAGUGGCUCUCACCGUAGAGGCCGACGAGUGCGCGGCCCAGCUCGCCGACUCAAACUGGGUAGAGCGCUGCAACACUGCCGCCACACAGAUGUCAAGCCGCAACACCUGGCGUCUCUUUAGGGCUCUCAUAGACCCUAGCCAAACACGCACAGAAACACAGAAACACCUUCAGCGCGCGCUUCACGCCUAUGCGGGUGACGCGGAAAAAUUGGCACAGGCUCUCAGAGACAAAUAUCUCUGUAGCCAACAGGACCCCAUCGGACCGGCGUAUUCAUAUGCAGGCACGGAAAACGCCGAGUUGUAUCGUUGCUUUCAGCUCCACCAUCUGAAGGCGGCCCUGUCCAAAAUGAAACGAGGCACAGCGCCAGGUCGGGAUCGAGUGACGGUUCGGCUCCUAGCCAACCUCCCUGACUCGGCGUACAUUCACCUCCUCGACUACUUCAAUCAGAUCUGGGAGGGGCGUGAACCCCUACCGCUCGAUUGGAAAACGGCCCUAGUAACUUCCAUCCCUAAAUCAGGCAAAUCUGUAAACAUCGACAAUCUCAGACCAAUUUCCCUAACCUCAUGCGUAGGGAAACUUAUGGAAGCCAUGGUCCGGGACAGGCUCUCUGAAUACUUAGAGGCCCGACACACAUUUGCAGACACUAUGUACGGCUUUCGCCCACAUCGCUCUGCUCAGGACAUCCUCCUGCAACUCCAUCGUGACGUUGUCGAACCGGUCGAACAUCCCAGUGACGACAAGGUAGUCCUCGCCUUAGAUCUCAAGGGAGCUUUCGCUAACGUUACCCAUGACAUCAUUCUUACCAACCUAUCCCAAACAAACUGUGGGCAUAAUGCUUUUAGGUACGUCCACCAAUUCCUCAUAGAAUGGCAGACAUACCUGCGUAUUCAAGACAAGGAGCAUGGACCGUACCCCCUCGGUACGCACGGAACACCACAGGAAGCAGUCCUCUCCCCUCUUCUGUUCAAUCUUGCCAUGGCUCACCUUCCCUCAUUGCUAAACGAUGUCCCAGGCGUGCAGCACGCUCUGUACGCCGACGACAUCACGCUAUGGGCAACUCAGGGUUCCCUUGGUAGCAUCGAGACAUGCCUGCAACAUGCCGCGUCGAUAGUUGACAGCUACGCCCGCGGCUGCGGUCUCGACUGCUCACCCACCAAAUCGGAAUACGUGCAUCUUCGCCCCAAACCGAACGACACGACACAAAUUGAACUCACCUUGUGUAACAGGGCCAUUCCGGAACGCGACGAAAUCAGAGUCCUGGGACUCUUCAUACACGAACACCGCAAAAUUGACACCACUCUGCGCAAACUACGCACUGUGGGGGAUCAGGUGGGCCGCAUGAUCCACCGGGUUUCGAACAAGCGAGGAGGUCUCAAGAGCCGUGCUGCUCUGCGCCUCGCCAACGCUUUCAUGACCAGCCAGAUCCUCUAUUUGACACCUUACCUGCGUCUGCGUAAAUGCGACGAGAAUACACUAGACUGUAUACUCCGCAAAAUUUACAAACGUGCCCUAGACCUCCCCAUCUCAACGUCGAACCAACGUCUCGCAGACCUGGGCAUGACAAACACGUACGGGGAACCUAAAGAGGCUCAUCUCAAUAACCAGUACCUGCGCCUUAGUAGGUCUCAGGAUGGGAACAACCUCCUACACCGCCUUCACAUUUCCAACACCCACAAGGUGGAAGAGCGUACCGCGAUCCCCGAAGAUUGGCGUGGUGCACUGAUCAUUCCGCCUCUGCCCCAAAACAUGACAAAUGGGACUCACGAUGGACGGCGUACAGCGCGGGCUACAGCCCUACAGCAACGGUAUGGCUCACGCCCAGGAGUCUUCUACACGGACGCAUCCGGCCCCCACCACGGUGGGUGGUACACGGCCGCUGUGGUUCACCAAAAUGUACCUAUUCAAGGGUCACCUUUCGGACACCGGACAUCACACACGCGGAGGAGGUCGCCAUAG